GUUUCGUCACGUCCGGUGGUCUCGAGCUCAGAGAAAAUGGCGGCUGUAGUAGUGAGCGCUGAUGGAGGCGUCGCGCCGCUGGAUCCGGACUCUGCGUCUCCAGCGCCGGAGCAGCCGCUCCAGAACAACGCGCUGCUGGGACUCCCGAUCGUGGCGAUCGAGAACAUCCUCAACUUCCUGUCCUACGACGAGAUCAGUCUGCUGCGACUGGUGUGUAAACGCAUGGAUAUGAUCUGCCAGCGCAUGCUGAACCAAGGCUUCCUGAAGGUGGAGCGCUAUCACAAUCUGUGCCAGAAACAGGUGAAGGCCCAGCUGCCCAGGCGGGAGUCGGAGCGGAGGAACCACUCGUUAGCGCGGCACGCAGACAUCCUGGCAGCGGUGGAGACGCGUCUGUCACUGCUCAACAUGACCUUCAUGAAAUACGUGGACUCAAACCUCUGCUGCUUCAUUCCUGGAAAGGUGAUCGAUGAGAUUUAUCGUGUUCUGCGCUAUGUGAACUCCACACGAGCGCCACAGAGAGCUCACGAGGUGCUGCAGGAGCUGCGGGACAUUUCCUCCAUGGCCAUGGAGUACUUCGAUGAGAAGAUCGUCCCUAUCCUGAAGAAAAGGCUUCCCGGCGCGGAUCUCUCCGGACGACUGAUCGGAUCUGCUCCGGUGGCCGGUACCUCUUCCUCUCUGACCACCAUGUCCCUGCUGGCCAAAAACACUCCGUCUCGCUCGGAGAUGACGAAGGUGCAGCAGCAGGUGAAGGUGAACGGCGCGUCGAUGACGGCGCUGCGGCGCGAGAUGCAGGAGGUGCGUGUCAAGCAGCUGGAGCAGCAGAAGCAGCUGCAGGAUCAGGAGCAGAAGCUGCUGGAGCAGUCUCAGGUGAUGGGAGAGCAGAACGCCCGGCUGGCCGAGCUGGAGCACAAGCUCAGGGAACUGAUGGACAGCGCGGUGGCCUCCAGCUCCUCCGCAGCCGCCGCCGAGGGCCUGUGUCUCAAACGGCCCCGCAACUGCCCGGACCUCCCGCGUCACUCCAAACGCCUGCGUAGCAAGAAAUAGAGGGAUGUUUCUCUCUACCUUUUAAGUUUUCUUUUGCUUCCUUAAAGCUAUAUCAUUUUUUCCACUUAUGUCAAACGAUGAGGUGAAUAUCACGCGGAGGAAAAUCAUAACGAGAGGGGAAUCUUAUUGUUUUAUCAUUUGUUGGCACGUCCCUCAUAUCAGACAUGUAUUAAUAUACACUAAUAAGCUUGAGCCCCGUCGCUUGACUUCUGUUUCUAAAGGCUUGGCAUCUGCCUUGAGCAACGUUUGUCUUUCGUGUUUACCUGACUCUCAUGCCAAUGAGCUCAUGAAACGAUGCAGAGAAGCUUUAGUCAAUCAAGUGCGAGGACGAGGAAGACCUGAACACAGAUAUGACGUUAGCAGCUGAUUUGGCACGCCGCAGUAGUUUCCACCAUUAGGUCCAACUGUGUCCAAAGUUUUCAAGUUAAGACUUAGACCCCUUCUUGAAAUGGAGAACACGAGGUGUUCGUAUAAAUGAUAUAAAUGGUAAAUAUCAGCUUUGUUCUAUGUUCUAAGAGUGAAAUAUUUGAUCGG
Molecule: messenger RNA, 1578 nt
Organism: Carassius carassius (crucian carp)
Lineage: Eukaryota; Metazoa; Chordata; Actinopteri; Cypriniformes; Cyprinidae
Product: F-box only protein 28-like
Exons: 5
Coding region: 37-1044 (335 amino acids)
Biological process (GO): protein polyubiquitination
Molecular function (GO): protein binding
Source: RefSeq, a predicted model, not a curated record